UGGAGGGAAAUGAUCAUAUACAGCAGCUGUAUCGUUAGUUACGAGACAUCCAUCUUUUCCUCGCCUAUGUGUCACAUAUUUACAAAAUCCUAUCCGUAUAAAUUGUAGAGAACGAUCUGAUGAUCGGCUGAUAUGAAAAUCAGGAUGGUCCACGUAUAGAAUGUAUCGUAAUUUAUGAUACAGCUGCUAUAUCUGAUCGUUUCUACAGGAUAAAAGGUCGAUUAUGUCCCCAUCACCCUUGGGAAUUUCGCACUUGUGCUUCUGUAACGAAUCAGCCAUUAUAUGAAAGCACAAGGGUAAAACUGUCCUUUUCCCAAAACCCUCUUGCCAGAUAAUGCAGCAGACGGAGAGAGAUGAAACAAAAACCCUAGCUUUCCUUUCAUGGCUCUCGUCCAUCUCUCCUCCCUCCAUUCCCAAGUCUCGUUCUUCCUUCCAAUCCGACCGUUCAAUCUCCAUCACUCGCGAGGAAAUCAAGCUUCCAUCUCAGCCGUCGAUGGCGCGAACGGAGCGCCACCACCGACAAUACCCAAACGCAGGGGCCGACCGAAGUCAAAGACAACACUCUCAUCUCCUUCCCAAAAGAAAACCAGCCGCUCGAGGAAAAAACCAGAGCCCGAGAGCGAAAAAAUCACAGACGUUGAAGAAGAAGACGAGGAUUUCGACGACGGGAUGGAUUUCCCCUACGAAUAUCCGCCGUUGAUCUGCUGCUUCGGUGCCGCGCAGCGGGAGUUCAUACAGACGGUCAGGAUCUCGGAUCGCCAGAUGGAUCCGGACAAGUACUCGACGUGGAAGGGGCUCCAGUGGAGCCCGCCCGAGUUCGUCCGCGCCCCAGGUGGGCCACCAUCGAACGUUGCGAUCUCGCACGUCCGGCUCGGCGGGCGGGCCGCCUUCAUGGGGAAGGUCGGGGACGAUGAGUUUGGCAACGAGCUGGUUUACGCGAUGAAUUCGGAGAAGGUGCAGACGCGGGCCGUGAAGAUCGAUCCGACGGUGAAGACUGCGAUCUCGUAUCUGAGGAUCGGAUUUGAUGGUGGGAAGAUGAAAGCAGAGACGGUGAAGGAGUGCGCGGAGGAUUCGAUGGCGAGGGAGGAUGUGAAUAUGGCUGUCCUGAAAGAGGCUAGGAUCUUCCACUUCAAUUCAGAAGUCCUCACAUCUCCAUCUAUGCACUCUGCCCUCUUUAGAGCUAUAUCACUGUCGAAGAAAUUCGGGGGGCUCAUAUUUUUCGACUUGAAUUUGCCUUUGCCGCUGUGGAAAUCUCGGGAUGAGACAAGGGAGGUGAUCAAGAAAGCCUGGAACGAGGCAAACAUCAUUGAGGUAACAAGGCAAGAACUAGAAUUCCUUUUAGAUGAGGAUUACUAUGAGAUGAGGAGGAAUUACACACCUCAGUACUACGCAGAGUCCUUCGAUCAAAUGAAGAGGCGGCGUGACUACUACCAUUAUGGUCGGGAAGAGAUUUCAUCACUGUGGCACGACGGGUUGAAGAUCUUGUUUGUGACAGAUGGGACGCUUCGCAUUCAUUAUUACACCCCUUUGUUCGAUGGGGCAGUGGUUGGAACAGAAGAUGUGCUUAUCACCCCAUUUACAUGUGAUAGAACUGGUUCAGGUGAUGCUGUUGUGGCAGGUAUUUUGAGGAAGCUGACAACACAUCCUGAGAUGUAUGAAAAUCAAGAUGUAUUGGAGAGGCAGGUUCGGUUUGCAAUAGCAGCGGGCAUCAUAUCACAGUGGACCAUCGGUGCAGUAAGAGGUUUUCCGACAGAGAGCGCAGCCCAGAAUUUGAAAGAGCAGGUUUACGUACCUUCGAUGUGGUGAUGGUUCUAUAGGGUAUGUGAGAACCAAAAGACGCUUUGUGGGAGUGGAGCUGAUGCAGUACCGAGCAUUGGAUUAUCAUUCAAGAUCGUAGUAGCUGUAUGAUCAGGCUACAGAGGAAAUGAUGGGAUUAUGUUGGUCCUUGAAUUGAUUGGGUGACUUCUAUUGAUCUUGAACAGAAGGAUCGCAAGGCUGGCGAGUAUGAUGGAAUCGUCCCCAAUUUUGUCUUUAGGCUCAUGGGUGGAUGGCAACAGUUCAAUUCGAAGGAAAAAAUGAGAUGGAUUUUUCACAGUUAAGAGUUCCUCACAUUAAUUGCAUUGUGUUAAGAAUCAUUUGAGAUAAUCACAACUGUAAUUUUUUCUUCUUUCAAACAAAUCCAUGGACAUGAUCCUCCUAUUUUCUUUAGUGUCUAUGUAGAGGCUAUGUGAAGGUAAAAUUGAGGAUUUUAGAAGGUAUA
Magnolia sinica is the source of this 2260-nucleotide messenger RNA. RefSeq names its product fructokinase-like 1, chloroplastic. Gene Ontology annotation, cellular component: chloroplast nucleoid. Bases 382 to 1806 code for a protein of 474 amino acids. NCBI's taxonomy places the organism in Eukaryota, Viridiplantae, Streptophyta, Magnoliopsida, Magnoliales, Magnoliaceae. Gene Ontology annotation, biological process: chloroplast organization; plastid transcription. Gene Ontology annotation, molecular function: kinase activity. The record is from RefSeq and is a predicted model, not a curated record. The transcript is spliced from 2 exons.